AUGAGACGCUUUGAUCGCAGUCUGACAACCCCUGACUGUCCUCUUCACCUUCAUCAUCUUCUCACAGCCUUUUCGUGCCAAGUCAUCGUCGGCAUCCGUUUCGCGAUCAUGGGUCGACCAGAGGACAGCAAGGUUGGUCUUCCCACCAGCCACCCGUCCAACCCUGCCCGCAAUCGGCCGCUUCUACCUAGACUCGUUCGAAUCUGCGCUCUCGCCCUUAUCUGUGCCACGCUGUACUACACAGACACACACCUGCUCAAUCUUCCAUCGCCAUCUCGUCAUCAUGGGCAUUCUCCUCAACGUACCCAUGAGGUGUGUCCUCAGGUUCCCCCAUUCCAGCUUCCUGGCCUUGUGCUGACGUCAGGUCACGUCAACACGACCAACAAGGUGGAGCUGCCGUCCAGCGAUGAAUUGGCCAAACUUCUCUCCGGCGCUAUCCAGGUCGACACCACUGUCGGAGACGACUGGCCGACCGUGAAACAGGAUCCAUCUAGGUGGAAGACCGUAUUUGCACCGUUCCACGACUACCUCAGCUCCGCCUUUCCAGCGAUCUAUGCUCCGGACUCGCCGGUGGAGCUUGAAAAGGUUAACGAGUGGGGUCUCGUUUACACCUUCCCAGGCUCGGAUGAAAGGCUGCCGCCGCUCGUGCUCAUGGCUCAUCAGGAUGUCGUACCUGUCGAGCCCGAGACGAUCCCCUCCUGGACGCAUCCGCCUUUCUCUGGCUUCAUCGACAACGAUCUCGGACUUGUUUGGGGUCGCGGUGCCGGCGAUUGCAAGGCUACUAUCGUCUCAAUCCUCGCAACGAUCGAGACCAUGCUGAAAGCAGGCUACCAGCCUAAAAGGACCAUUGUAUGCUCGUUCGGCUUCGAUGAAGAAAGUGCAGGAACGCAAGGUGGUGUCGAGCUAGCCAACUUUCUCCACGAGCGAUAUGGCGAUGAUGGCGUUGCGAUGAUCGUCGACGAAGGCGGUGAGAUCGGUUUGGAUCUCGGAAUCCCCGUCGCUGCGCCUUGCGUUGCCGAGAAGGGCUACCUGGAUGCUAGGGUGACGGUGUACACUCCAGGCGGCCAUUCUUCCGCUCCGCGCGACCACACUUCGAUCGGCCUGCUCUCACAGCUCAUUACCGCUAUCGAGGCAAACCCUUACGACGCUGCGAUCCACCUCACCGGCCGAGAUAAGGAUCAGGUCACUCCAGCUCUGCAGUACUUGCAAUGCACACGGGACGCACCCGGUGCGGAUCGAAAGCUCACCAAAGCACUCAAGGAGCUCGAGCGGAUGCAGCGCAAGCACGAGUCGGCGCGUUGGGGUCGAGCGUGGCUGGAGAACAAGCUGGACAAGCAGGCAGCUAAGUUGCUGUCGCUCAUGGACCGAUGGCAGCGCUUCAACUUCCAGACUACACAGGCUGUCGACCUCAUUUCUGGCGGUGUCAAGAUCAAUGCGCUGCCGGAACAGGUUACGACGGUGAUCAAUCAUCGGAUUGACGUGACAUCUUCGACUGCCGAGGUUCGCCGUCAUAUCUACGAAACGCUGAAGCCAGUCGCUCACAAAUUGAACCUUACGAUACAAGGCGAUGGUGAUGCAUGGGACUUUUUGCCUUCAACCGCCGCUGCGAGUAGCAGUGGUGCGGGGAGGGUAGUGCUUUCCGAUGCAUUCGAAUCAGCGCUCGAACCGGCACCCUUCACACCGCUUGGCGACGCUGCACCAUGGAAGCUGUUGCAGGGAGUCAUGCGUGCCGUGUGGAAGGACAUCCUCGUCGCACCGGACGUCAUGGGCGGCAACACAGACACCAAGUCUUACUGGGCUUUGACAAAGCACAUCUUCCGAUUCAGCCCAGGUUCGGACCGACCUUUCCCAAUCGAGGGUGGAGACGAGAACAUCCACACAGUCGACGAACGCGUUACGAUCUACGGACUGGUCAAGUCGGUCGAGUUCUACAGUCUGUUGAUUCAGGCAGUUGGGUCGCAGACGGAAUUGUAG
Pseudozyma hubeiensis SY62 is the source of this 1974-nucleotide messenger RNA. RefSeq lists its product as hypothetical. Gene Ontology annotation, cellular component: fungal-type vacuole lumen. NCBI's taxonomy places the organism in Eukaryota, Fungi, Basidiomycota, Ustilaginomycetes, Ustilaginales, Ustilaginaceae. The record is from RefSeq and is a predicted model, not a curated record. Bases 1 to 1974 code for a protein of 657 amino acids. The transcript has a single exon. Gene Ontology annotation, molecular function: carboxypeptidase activity.